Molecule: messenger RNA, 806 nt
Organism: Anopheles nili
Lineage: Eukaryota; Metazoa; Arthropoda; Insecta; Diptera; Culicidae
Gene: Lamtor1
Exons: 4
Coding region: 24-560 (178 amino acids)
Biological process (GO): lysosome organization; positive regulation of TOR signaling; endosomal transport
Cellular component (GO): lysosome; Ragulator complex; membrane raft
Molecular function (GO): guanyl-nucleotide exchange factor activity; molecular adaptor activity
Source: RefSeq, a predicted model, not a curated record
UAUUUCAAGUGUGAAAGAAUAAUAUGGAUUGUAUUCGGUCAUUGUGGAGUUAUGCUUCCCGUUGUUUUACAUGCCAAGAAGAUUCCUCAGCUCAGGGAACGGAGCCUAGUGAACGAACUCAUUUACUCGCCGAUCCUGUAAGCAAUAGUCCAGCUGUUCGCAGAGAGAACGAAAUAUUUACUCAGGAUUAUCCAAAUUCCGUGCCGAAAAAAGAUGAACAAUCAGCUCUAGCCAAAAUUUUGCAGGAAACUUCAGAAAAUAUAAUCGAUGUAGCUGCUAUGGACACUCAAAAGCUGGAAGCUAGUGAAUAUAACGAUCGCAUUAAAUUAUAUACACAACGACUACAGCAACAGUGGAACAAUGUAAAUCAUCCUAAUCAGGUGGACAAUAGUAGUCUGCUCAAGGACAUACCUAAUCCAGAACCAGUGAUUGCUUCAGUGCCUAUUACUAUGGAUGAUCUCUGCAUGAUCAAAAAUAUGGUACAAAAGGCGAAUUUCGCUGUCUCUGAAAUAAAAGUAGCGCAUACGGAGAAUCUUGUGGUUCCUUUUCGGAUUCCAUAAUAUUAUGCUGUAAAACGGAAUUUGUAAAACAUUAUUUGCGACGUACUGUUGCUUAAUAGCGCAUUACAAUCGACAAAUUUAACGUUUAUUAUCAUGUACACUUGUAACAAAGUUAAAGUAACAGAUUUAUUAGAUUAUUUAACUUGCUUCGUUAUACUCAAAUUGUUUUGCAUCAAACCCUCGGUAACAGACAUGAAAAGGGAAAUGAAAAGAAUUGGAUAUGUAACAGCAGAAAAAUAAUUAUCA